This is a messenger RNA of Hordeum vulgare subsp. vulgare (domesticated barley), 1056 nucleotides long. Its product is annotated as protein MAK16 homolog. Lineage: Eukaryota; Viridiplantae; Streptophyta; Magnoliopsida; Poales; Poaceae. The transcript is spliced from 9 exons. Gene Ontology annotation, cellular component: preribosome, large subunit precursor; nucleolus. The record is from RefSeq and is a predicted model, not a curated record. Gene Ontology annotation, biological process: maturation of 5.8S rRNA; maturation of LSU-rRNA. Bases 52 to 903 code for a protein of 283 amino acids.
CUCCACCAGGCUGCUCGACUGCUGCGUCUUGCUGCAUCAUCGCUGUCCAAGAUGAGCGACGAGGUGAUAUGGCACUGCCUCCGCCACAACCACUGCAGCUUCAUGGCCAAGAUCGAGACGGGGCUAUUCUGCCGGAACCCCUACAACGCCACAGGCAUUUGCAACCGGAGCUCCUGCCCCCUCGCCAACAGCCGCUACGCCACCAUCCGGGACCACGACGGUAUUUUCUACUUAUACAUGAAAACUGCGGAAAGAGCUCAUCUGCCAAACAAAUUAUGGGAGAGAGUCAAACUGCCCAGGAAUUAUGAGAAAGCAAUGGAAGUCAUCGAAAAGCAUCUCGAACAUUGGCCGAAGCUACUUGUGCACAAGAUCAAACAGCGCCUUACAAAAAUGACUCAGUAUCGGAUAAGGAUGAGGAAACUUCAGCUUAAAGUGAGAGAGAAGAUAAUGACAGUCCCCAGAAAGAAGACUCAGCGUGAUCUCCAAAGGUUGGAGAAAGCUGAAAAGGCUGCUCAACUAGAAAAGAGUAUUGAAAGUGAACUAAUAGAACGUUUGAGGAAAGGUGUUUAUGGUGGUGUAAUCCAUAAUGUCCCCUUCAGCCAGUUUGAUACCAUCCUUGACAUGGAAAAAGAUGGUCUGGCUCCUGAGUUAGAAGAGGAAGAAGAAGGUGAGAUAGAGUAUGUUGAAGGUGCUGAUAUCGAGAUGGGUGAAAUGGAAGACAUGGAAGACUUCGAAGGCUUCGAUGAUGGAGAUGGAGAUGAUAGUUUUGAUGAGCCAUUUACAAGGAAGCCCAAGAGAUCAUGCUCGGAUACGAUGUCAAAGAUUGGGUGGAAAUCUACUAAAAUUGUCGCCGAGGUGGAACAAGAUGAAGACAGGAAUAGCAGGCUAAGGAUGCGGAUGUGAUUCACCAUGCACGGCGCCUUCAGUAACAUGCAUGCUGUUGAUGAUCGUGUAGUUUAGACAAAUUUACUUUUAUAUUCUCAAGAUAAGCUAUUGAGUUUGUGCAAUGGUUUAUUUCUCUGCGAGCAUGGAAACUGGCAUGAGUUGUACUAACUU